This is a messenger RNA of Amoebophrya sp. A120, 6082 nucleotides long. NCBI's taxonomy places the organism in Eukaryota, Dinophyceae, Syndiniales, Amoebophryaceae. The record is from the annotation of a GenBank genome assembly.
UUUUGCUUUUCGUAUUUGAAGAUAUUUCUGGAUGCAGUUUGGUUUCUGAAAUGAUCAGUGAGGGAAGCCGCACGGUUGUAACCCAAAGAAAUGUCCGCCUCGGCCAACAUGGGUGGUCCUCUCGUCCGGCAGGCCACAGGGACCGCCACGUCUUCCUCGCGAGCUGCUACUGCUGGACCAGGUAGAAUUUGUUCCGUUGCAGGUGGGCCUCUGCUGAAGCGACUGGUGCAGUUUUUCAACGGCAAGAACACAAAGGCGGCAAUGACGAAGACGAGACAAACGAAAUCGCGAACGGCAUUUAUUUCGUCACGAGAAGCCACUGUGCCAGAAAACAACAAGCACAGAACAACUUCCACUUCGAAACCGCAGGACAAAGAACAUCACAAACAGAAGAACUACCGACUCCAGCAGGUCAUCACGGAAGUUUACAAGCACGGGGUGCAGUAUGACAGUGGUGCACAACUCCCCCGCGUCGUCAUUUGUAUUGCAUGAACAGCAAAAAUGCAAACACCAGCACACGUGGAACCUGACAGGUUGUGCAUGGCAAAUUUAUGCGCCUAGUGUUUGUAGUACUGUUUGGGCUUCUUGUUCCGGAAUCUGUCACGCAAACGGUGCCACGGGGACGCACUUGGGUAUGGGGUUUUGCAUGACAAAUGAGGGACGAGAGGGGGAGUACUUGUGCACUCUCAUACGCAGCAGUGGUGCGACAUGACGCACGUGCCGAAACCACUACUGUACGAGUUGAGAAACGAGUUCGGGCGGAAUGUGAGCUCCUUGGUCCCGUUCUGGAACCGGGACGUCGGGUUUGAGGAGCGAGGCGACAGUGCCUGUAGCAAUUCAAAAUCAAGAAAUGGUCGGGACGAUGGCCCCCGCAGCAGCUCUCGUCACCAACAGCAAGGAAGUAGUUGUGCAUCAGAAAUGAAUGUUGCAAUGGGCGGUUCUUGCUUUUCCACGUGUCAAAAGCAGUUCUUCCUCCCUCGGGAGGAAUUUCUCGCGAGCCGGAACCAACUGCUGAAAAUCAAAGCGGAGUGGAAGGAAAGAAGGAGGAAAAGCCGGGAAGCGUGCGAGAAAGCACGGUAUCUGCAGACGGGUCAUUUUCCUGAUGUUGAGUUGUCAGCAACAAACCUCGAGGUGGCUCCUGUGGAAACUACUAGUGGAGACGAGCGCGUUCGCGUUGGUAGUUGUAGAGAGGACGCUGGCGGGGGCCGCGUGUUCAUCAUGUCAGGCACUACCUCUACCGGAGGAGUGUCUUCCACCGAAAAUGGAUCUCAGCAGGCAGCAGAUGAACCAGAAGCUGUGCUUGGUACAUCAACUCCCGUGGUCUACAGGAGACCACCAAGUUCUUCUACCUCUGUUUCGAAGCUGCAACCGCUCAUCGAAGCGGUGCUUUUCAAUCCAUCUGGGAAAAAUAAGAACUCAUCUUCGUGGUCAACAGCAACAUCGUCCACCGGCGGCAGUAAAAAUUCGUCGCUUUCAUCCAUCGCGCACCUCCUUUCCUCCUCUACUUCCAGUCCCGCCCUGCAAAUCCUCACUACGUCGACCUGGUUCGGCACUAAAUCCUAUCUGUCCAUUUCCUCCCAGCAGGGGUAUGCGUUUGCGAAUCCAGACGAUCCGGAUUCCGUAGGCUUUACGGCUCCGAAAUUCCUGCGACAGCUGACUUGUGACGAAAUCGUGGACCAAGUGCUGUACUUCGUGGGAAUGAAUAAUAUGCAUAUGGAUUGUAAAAAUGUCUGGGUCUGGGAGAUUGCGAGACUUGUCAUGCUAGUCUGGCAUGACUCUGGGAUCUGUAUUGCGUGGCAACCAAGAGCUUCCCUAGCCUGUCAUGCAAACACGCAGUUUCUCAUGCGGAAUACGCAACGCAGAAGCAUGAAAAAACUUGUCAUGCUUGGCGGCGCAUUACAGUGUCCUUCUUAUUCAGUGGCCUGCAUCACAACUUUCCAGACCCAGACAUUUUUACAUUUGAUAAUGCAACAGGAGCAGCAACUAGGACCGCAGGCGCAGCACAUUUCCACUUGUUCCACGACCCGCGGCGAAGUUGUACACAGCAGGUCUGGCAACAAGAACAAGCCAAGAGCUGGUGCAGCAGCUGCCUCCUUCUCGUUCUCUUUCCUCCAUUUCAAUGGUGUCGGUGAGCCUCUUGCCAAUCCGAGUACGUUCGAAGCUUUGGAACUCUUAACGCACCCGCUACUGGUCGGCAUUUCGCCGCUAUGAAGUGCAAAAGUAUCGUACUCGUAUAAAUGCAUUACAAAUUUCUCAGCAUGAGAAAUAAAAUUUGUGAUGCUGAUUUAGCUUAAGAAAAAGAUUUGUAAUGUAUGACUGCAAUUACUACGAAACGAGUGCGAUAGUUUUGCACAGGACAGCCGCGCCGGAUUUUCCUGCACACGGCGGGCGUGAUUCCCGGGAUCCGGAAAUUGCUCAGUUGUGAAGGAUACGCAUUACAAACGUAUCGUACUCGUUGUAUUGCAAUCAUGCAUUAGCAUUGCAAAUUUUAUUUCUCAUGCUGAGGAAAGUCAAAUUUGUAAUGCAUUUAUACGAUACUUUUGCAGUUCAUACAGGAGAUGAAACGGAAGAUGGUUCAUCUCGUGCGACGGUUGGAGAGGACGAAGGAGAACUAGAAGUACAAUUACAUCAACACCAGCAACAUUUUGAGAAUGAUAACGGGCAUCAAACAACAGACACGACUGGUGUUCGACAUCCAUCUCGAGGGCGAGCAGCACCGGAAACUAUGAGGAAUUAUGGGCGGCAAAUCAACUUGGUUCUCACCGUCGGCUCGGCUUUCCCCGAAGAGAGGGAUUCCCUCGUCCCGCUGAACCGAAUUUACCGGCUGGAGGAAGUUUUGCAAGAACUCAACUACUAUGAAUUGCAAAAGUUUUUGUAUCGUGCUCGUAGUCACGUUGCAGUCAUAUGAUUGCAUAAACGAGUCCAAGACAGACUUCUUGCCUGGUGCUUAUAUAGCAUGACAAAGUCCACCAUUUUUGUUUUUGAAAAAAUGUGUACCGCUAGUGCAAUUCCAAUUUCUGCUAGGACCACGAGACAAUACACUUUUGCAAUUCAUAACUACUUCGUCGAACAGACUGGGAGGCGGGUUUUGUUGCACUACGAGUUGCUCGAAAACCGGAAUGACUCGAGAGCGCAUGCGGAGGAGCUUGUGACGGUGAUGAGGGAGAACUGCGAGAAGGGGAGCCUGCAUCUGUUCCACGUUUUGAUCAGUGUGAAGAUGAAGCGGGAUAAGUGCAGCACUAGCUUUCGCGCAGGAGCAGGAGGUGAGGGUGCGGCUAGCCGGGGAAGAAGUUGUAGUGCCAGCACCUGUGAAGAUGUGGAGGACGAGGAGCAGCUGCGUGAAAAAGAAAAUGAUUUUCUUGAACGGGCUGGCUUUGCAGCUGCUACUAAUAAUCAUGACGUCUUCGUCAACGAGGAGGACGAGGAUGCUGGCACUAGUACAUCAAUUGACGAGAGGACAACUAGUUGCAGUACCCCGGAGGUGGAGCAAGACUCAACAUGCGACACACAGCACCACAACGUGGACGAUGAUUUUGCGGGUGCCGGAGAGGAGGAGCCGGUGCCGGAGAGUAACACUGGUUCGCAGGAGGAGGCCACGAAAACGCCGCUGACCAAUUUCGAGGUGUUCGUUAAGGUGCUGAUAAAGAACCGGAUUCAAGUUUGCUUUUGGCCUAUCCUGUGCAAAAGUAUCGUACUCGUAUCGCAAUCAUGCAUUAGAAAUUCUUUUCUUAUACGUAAAUCAGCAUUACAAAUUUUCUUUCUCGUGCUGAGAAAAUUUGUAAUGCAUUUAUACGACGAGCACGAGUGCGAAUGCGAUCGAUACUUUUGCAAUGCAUAUGGCCCUCCAACGCGGAGUUGGACAGGAUACACGCAGCUCCGGGCCAGUUUGAACCUGCUCUGGAAGUAUGUUCCGACGACGUUGAUGCAAGAAGAAGCACAUGAACACCGCGGCUGUGUGAAGAUGAAAGGAAUGCGCAGUCAGCGGCAUCUGAAACUGGGUUCUUACCUCCCACAUCUAGUGACGAGUUCUUACCCUGAGCUUGGACGAUCUGAGUUCUUAGUUACCCACACCUAGUGAUGAGAAAGUGAAAGCAAAGAAUUGACGAGCAAUGAGCCCCCUCGGCGUUCACAGUGUGAUCGGCCGCAAAAAAGAACCAGAGCAGCACAAAUUCUGUUUAUUACCAACAUCCUCGUGCUGGGCGGGUGUCGUGCUGAGCAGAUGCUGCAAUGCCCGUUGGAUGUCGUGCAGCGAUCAAGACGAAAAACGAGGCGUGUUUUAUGCCGGCUGCCGUUUACGACAAGAAGACAGACUUCUUAUAUUCAUAUUUAUUGACGAAAAAGGGAGAGAAAUGUUUUUGAAGGAUAUUUUGCAGCGAGCGGCCAGUAGAAAUGUGAAGACAGAACAUUAGCAUGCUUUUCCUUCUUCAAACCAGCGACGAAUGAUAAAAACUAAAGCUACUAGACCGUAUAUGUCGACGUCAAACUUUUAUCAUAGAAGAGUAUCUUGAAUAAAAUCCUAACAUUCUCGUUCUGAUUUGCCAAGCUCCUCCUGAAGGUUCUCGCUGCAGCAAAAGCAAAAUAAAAGCAAGAUGUCCCCGCUUAUUGGCGAAGAUCAAGCCGAUUUCGCCGCCUAUCAACUGCAGAAAUGUCUGGGUCUGGAAGAUUGCCAGGUUUGUCAUGCAUAUUUUGAAUGAUCCACGAUGUCUGUGAUGCAUGCCCUAGCGUCACAGAUUUUUAGAGAGCUUUUCGAUCAUGUCUCUACCGCAUGAGAAAUACCCUUUCCGCCUAGCACAAACUGGAGUCCUCUUGCUGGUCAUGCAACACAAAUUUUUUGAGAAUCCAGAGGCAGCAUUACAAGUUUAGAAUCUUACAGACGCAGACAGUUUUGCAAUCCAUGCCGCCAAGCUCGGCACCAUGGACGCUCGCGUCAAGGAUUUUUCGACGCUGUCCAAUGCGAGCGAGAUCACCGCGAGCUUCAUGGAGCUAAACCGCACCGUCGAUUAUCAAAUGCAAAUACGUCUGGGUCUGGAAGAAUGUAACUUGUCAUGCUAAAUCUGAAGCAUGCAAAAAUCUGUGUUGCAUGAUUACCAAAAGAAAAAGUCGCCCAGUUUUGACCAAGUCGGGAGGGAGUUUCUCAUGCAGGAUAGGCAUGAGAGAGAUCGGUCGCACAGAAUCUGUCAUGCUAGGUCCUGCAUUCCAGACCUCAUGGGUCAUGGAAAAGCUGCAUGACAAAUCGCGCACUCUUCCAGACCCAGACACUUUUGCGUCUGAUAUCGAUUUUGACAACACAAAACUCUUCGGUUCCGUCACCUACACGAUUCCGGCAAAAUCCGUCCUCAAGCUCGACGAGUCCUAUCAAAUGUAAAAAUGUCUGGGUCUGGAAGAAUGCACGUUUGUCAUGCUUGUCUGGCAUCACUCUUAAAUCUGUCAUGCACGUUACUCAAGAGCUCCAUUUUUCUGUGAUGCAGAGACGCAGUUUGUCAUGCAGAAUAGGCAACACCUAGAGGCUCAGAAACUUGUGAUGCUGAGCCAGCAUUUGUGGCCUCAUCAUGAGACGCCACCCAGCAUCAGAAGUUUCCAGACCCUGACACUUUUGCAUUUGAUAUGGCCCUCCAACGCGGACCUGGACAGGAUACACGCAGCUCCGGGCCAGUUUGAACCGGCGCUGGAAGUAUUUUCCGACGACGCUGAAGCUGAUGCAAGACCAUGAACGCCGCGGCUGUGUGAAGUAGAUGAAAUAAAUGCGCAGUCAGUGGCAUCUGAAACUGGGUUCUUACCUCCCACAUCUAGCAGUGACGAGUUCUUACCCUGAGCAUGGACGAUCUGAGUUCUUAGUUACCCACACCUAGUGAUGAGAAAGUGAAAGCAAAGAAUUCAGGAAUGAAGAUGAACAACAAUUAGUUUACCAAUUAUGCCAUCGAACUUGAACUGCCACACCUAGUGAAGAUCAUGACGAUGUUGAGGUGCUUGUGCCGUCGAUUGGCACUUUUCACAACAGAGAGCAGGCAGUUACGGAGCCGCUUCGGCUUUCACAGUGUGAUCGGCCGCUCAAAACGAGCAGAGCAGCACAAAUUCUGUUUAU